Messenger RNA from Suillus subaureus, 225 nucleotides. RefSeq names its product bola protein. The annotation marks the transcript as partial. The transcript is spliced from 2 exons. NCBI's taxonomy places the organism in Eukaryota, Fungi, Basidiomycota, Agaricomycetes, Boletales, Suillaceae. The record is from RefSeq and is a predicted model, not a curated record.
CCGCCAACCAACCUUUCUGAAGGAGAGAAGCUAAUAUACGACAAAUUGACCGACAAGUUUUUGCCAACUGAACUAGCUGUGCAGGACAUUUCAGGAGGCUGUGGUGACUUCUAUGCUAUCCAAAUAGCAAGCGAGGCUUUUAAAGGCCUUUCAACCUUGAACCAGCAUAGACUUGUAACACGAGUACUGAAAGAAGAAAUUGAAGGAAUUCAUGGGUUACAGGUC